Messenger RNA from Elgaria multicarinata webbii, 1629 nucleotides. RefSeq names its product ribosomal RNA processing 9, U3 small nucleolar RNA binding protein (gene RRP9). Lineage: Eukaryota; Metazoa; Chordata; Lepidosauria; Squamata; Anguidae. Gene Ontology annotation, cellular component: small-subunit processome. Gene Ontology annotation, molecular function: U3 snoRNA binding; protein binding. The transcript is spliced from 15 exons. Bases 114 to 1550 code for a protein of 478 amino acids. The record is from RefSeq and is a predicted model, not a curated record.
GGCAGAAUUUGAGCCAAUAGGGAAAGGCCGGAGGCGUUUCCGCCCUAUGGGAAGGCGCUGGGGAUUGACUCAGAGAGCCACGUGGAGGAAGCGGUCUCGGGUGAGGCAGCAGCAUGGCGGCCGCGGGCAUGAAAAGGAAACAGCAACAGCAGCGCGGGGCUUCAGCUUCGGCCGCGGGGGCUGGGCGCAAGAGGCGGAAGCUUCCUGUCACAGAGGAAAAAGCCUGGCAGAAAGCUGGCUCCAAGUUGAAUGAGGAGAUCUCCAGUGAUUCAGAACCAGAUAUUCCAACAAAGAAAAAGAACAACGAAGCCGAAGAGGAGAUUGAGGAGACACCACAAGAGAAGAAACUGAGAUUAGCAAAGUUAUACCUGGAGCAGCUUCGACAACAAGAAGAGGAAAAGGCUGAAGAAGAGGCCUUUGAGAAGGACCUGGUUGCUGGCCGACUGAAGGAAGAUGUGCUUGAACAGAAAGGAAAAUUGCAGCGACAAAUUGCGAAAAUUUUGCAGCCUCCAGACAGUUCUGACAUCAGGAUACUCCGAGGUCACCAACUGCCCAUCACCUGUCUGGUCAUCUCGCCAGAUGAUCAAUGUAUCUUUUCUGCAGCCAAAGACUGCUCCAUCAUCAAAUGGGAUGUGGAGAGUGGGAAAAAACUGCAUGUGAUCCAUGGAGGAAAGAAGGGGACGGAGAACAGUUUCGUUGGCCACACAACGCACAUCCUCUCUAUGGCAAUCUCAUCAGAUGGCAAAUACUUGGCUACAGGGGAUAGGAGCAAACUCAUUAUGAUCUGGGAAGCUGCAACCUGCAGGCACCUGUAUAAGUUCACCGGUCAUCGUGAUGUUGUGUCGGGCCUGUCUUUCCGGAAGGGCACACACCAGCUGUACAGCGCCUCGCACGAUCGCUCCAUUAAAGUGUGGAACGUGGCAGAGAAUGCCUACGUGGAAACCUUGUUUGGGCAUCAAGAUGUGAUCACGGGACUGGACAGCCUGAGCCGGGAGUGCUGUGUCACGGCAGGAGGGAGGGACGGCACUGUCCGAGUCUGGAAAGUCCCUGAGGAAUCUCAGCUUGUGUUUUAUGGGCACCGGGGCUCUAUUGAUUGUAUCCAGCUGAUCAAUGAGGAGCACAUGGUGUCUGGUGCAGAUGAUGGGUCAAUAGCCCUCUGGGGUCUCUCAAAGAAGAAGCCACUAGCCACAGUGAAGCAAGCCCACAGUCGCCACGGCACGCAGGGCCUGGAACAGCCGUAUUGGAUCUCUUCGGUUGCUGCCUUGCUGAACAGUGACCUCAUAGCCACAGGUUCCCAUAGUGCCAGUGUGAAGCUGUGGAAGUGCGCAGAGGGAUUCCGGAAGCUGGAGCCGCUCUUUGAGAUUCCCCUGGUUGGCUUUGUCAAUAGCUUGAAAUUCUCAAAUUCUGGAAACUUUCUUGUUGCUGGAAUUGGACAAGAACACAGGUUGGGUCGGUGGUGGAGGAUCAAAGAGGCCAGAAAUAGCAUCUGCAUCAUCCCGCUCAAGAAGGCCACAGCAGGCAAUGCACAGAUACCUGGUGAAGGCUCCUAAUAUUCUCUUCUGCAAGUGACUUUGGGGGAAACUCUUUGAGUUGACCUGUACAUUAAAACUAGCUUUUAUGUUUGUAAAA